Odocoileus virginianus texanus is the source of this 7809-nucleotide messenger RNA. It is a transcript of the gene BMP2K, whose product is annotated as BMP2 inducible kinase. Gene Ontology annotation, biological process: protein phosphorylation. NCBI's taxonomy places the organism in Eukaryota, Metazoa, Chordata, Mammalia, Artiodactyla, Cervidae. Gene Ontology annotation, molecular function: ATP binding; protein kinase activity. The record is from RefSeq and is a predicted model, not a curated record.
AUGAAGAAGUUCUCUCGAAUGCCCAAGUCGGAGGGCGGCGGCGGCGGCGGAGCGGUGGGCGGCGGGGCCGGCGGGGCCGGCGCCGGUAGCUCGUCCGUGGGGGUCCGGGUGUUCGCGGUCGGCCGCUACCAGGUCACCCUGGAGGAGUCGCUGGCCGAAGGUGGCUUCUCCACUGUUUUCCUGGUGCGGACGCAUGGUGGACACCGUUAUGCAUUGAAGCGAAUGUAUGUCAAUAACACGACAGACCUCAACAUUUGUAAAAGGGAAAUUACAAUUAUGAAAGAGCUAUCUGGUCACAAAAAUAUCGUGGGUUAUUUGGACUGUGCUGUAAAUUCAGUUAGUGAUAAUGUAUGGGAAGUGCUCAUCUUAAUGGAAUAUUGUCGAGCUGGGCAGGUAGUGAAUCAGAUGAAUAAGAAGCUGCAGACUGGCUUUACGGAAGCAGAAGUGUUACAAAUAUUCUGUGAUACCUGUGAAGCCGUUGCAAGGUUGCAUCAGUGUAAGACUCCGAUAAUUCACCGGGAUCUCAAGGUAGAAAAUAUUUUGUUGAAUGAUGGUGGAAACUAUGUUCUUUGUGACUUUGGCAGUGCUACAAAUAAAUUUCUUAAUCCUCAAAAAGAUGGAGUUAAUACAGUAGAAGAAGAAAUUAAAAAGUAUACAACUCUGUCAUACAGAGCCCCUGAAAUGAUCAACCUUUAUGGAGGGAAGCCUAUCACCACCAAGGCUGAUAUCUGGGCCCUGGGAUGUUUACUGUAUAAACUUUGUUUCUUCACUCUUCCUUUUGGUGAGAGCCAGGUUGCCAUCUGUGACGGCAGCUUCACCAUCCCAGACAACUCUCGUUACUCCCAUAACAUACAUUGUUUAAUAAGGUUCAUGCUUGAACCAGAUCCAGAGCGGAGACCCGAUAUAUUUCAAGUGUCAUAUUUUGCGUUUAAAUUUGCCAAAAAGGAUUGUCCAGUCUCCAACAUCAAUAAUUCUCCUAUUCCUUCAACUCUUCCUGAACCGAUGACUGCUAGUGAAGCAGCUUCUAGGAAAAGCCAAAUAAAAGCCAGAAUAACAGACACCAUUGGACCAACAGAAACCUCAAUUGCACCAAGGCAAAGACCAAAGGCCAAUUCUACUACUGCCACUCCCAGUGUACUGACCAUUCAGAGUUCAGCAACACCUGUUAAAGUCCCUGUUCCUGGUGAAUUCGGUAAUCACAGACCAAAAGGAGCACUGAAGCCUGGAAGUGGCCCCGAGGGUCUGCCGGGGCAGGGGCCCGCUCAGCAGCCUCCGCAGCAGCACCGCGUGCUCCAGCAGCUCCAGCAGGGGGACUGGAGGCUGCAGCAGCUCCAGCUGCAGCGUCGCCAUCCUCAGCAGCAGCAGCUUCAGGAGGCUUACCUGCAGCAGUAUCAGCAUGCAGUGCAGCAGCAGCAGAUGCUUCAGCAGCAGUUGUUAAUGCAUUCAGUGUAUCAGCCACAGCCUCCUGUAUCACAGUAUCCUGCAGUGAUGCAGCAGUAUCAGCAGGCUUUCUUGCAGCAGCAGAUGCUCACUCAGCAUCAGCAGUCUCAACCACAGGCGUCACCAGAGUAUCUCACCUCCCCUCAAGAGUUCUCCCCAGCCUUAGUGCCCUACUCAUCAUCACUUCCAGCUCAGGUUGGACCCAUGAUGGACUCCUCUUAUAGUGCCAGUAGGUCAAUUGCUGGUAAAGAGGCAGUUGCAAAUAUGACACAUCAGAAGAACAUCAGUAACCCGCCUGAUAUGUCAGGGUGGAAUCCUUUUGGAGAGGACAAUUUCUCCAAGUUAACAGAAGAGGAACUGUUGGACAGAGAAUUUGACCUUCUCAGAUCAAACAGGCUCGAGGAAAGAGCAUCCUCAGAUAAGAAUGUAGAGCCACUUUCUGCUCCAUAUAACCAUCCUCCAGAGGAUCCUUUUGGUUCUGUUCCUUUCAUUUCUCACUCAGGUUUCCUCCCCGUUCCCGGCUUCAAGGUUGUCAGCAACCUGCAUGAAACUAGAGCCAGUGGCCAUUUCCAUUGUCAGUUUACUGGACCUCUUUGCAUCACCCAGCCCUGUGGUUCUCCUGAAAAGAAAAUUGAACAUCCCUCCAUGAAUCAAGAAAAUGGCACUGCAAACCCUAUCAAGAAUACAAAAGGAAGUCCAGUUUCUAAAGACCACCGGACUGGAAAGAAAAGCUCAGAGAAUUCAUUAGCACGUGCUCAAGUGCAAAAGGGGAACGACGAAUCUGAGAGUGACUUUGAGUCCGAUCCCCCUUCUCCCAAGAGCAGCGAGGAGGAGGAGCAAGAGGAUGAGGAGGUUCUCCAGGGAGAACAAGGAGAUUUUAACGACGACGACACGGAACCGGAACACCUGGGGCACAGGCCGCUGCUCAUGGAUUCAGAAGACGAGGAAGAGGAGGAGAAGCAGAGCUCAGACUCGGACUACGAGCAGGCCAAAGCAAAGGACGGCGACGCGAGCCCGGGCUGCAGGGAUGCAGCCGGCGCGGGAGCGGUCCAGGGCCCCGGCGCAGCACUCCUCACGCCCGCCCGCGCGCCCUCGGGCGCGGGAGCGGGGACUCCCAGACCCGAGUUUGAUGUCUUUGGCGCAGUCCCCUUCUUCGCAGCGCGGGCUCAGCAGCCCCGACAGGGGGAGCGGAAGGACCUCCCUCCGCAGAGCCGGCUUCCCACCGCGGGGCUGGAGCAGGAGGAAUUCGAUGUCUUCACCAAGGCGCCCUUCAGCAAGAAGGUGAUGGCGCGCGAUGCGCACGCCGCCCCGGCUGGCCCCCCCAGCGUGGAUGUCUUUGGCUCCACGCCGUUCCAGCCCUUCCCUCCGUCCGCCAGUAAAAGCGACAGCGGCGAGGACCUUUUCGGGCUGGUGCCCUUCGAGGAGAUAACUGGGAGUCCGCAGCAGAAAGUCAAGCAGCGCAGCCUGCAGAAACUGUCCUCUCGGCAGAGGCGCACCAAGCAGGACGCGGCCAAGAGCAACGGGAAGCGGCAUCACGGCACCCCGACCGGCGCCAAGAAGCCGGCCAAGCCCGCCUUCCGCACCCCCGAGCGGGCCCGCCGGCACAGGAGGGUGGGCCGCCGGGACUCGCAGAGCAGCAACGAGUUCCUGACCAUCUCGGACUCCAAGGAGAACAUCAGCGUGGCCCUGACCGACGGGAAGGACCGCGGGCACGUCCUGCAAGCCGACGAGGGUCUGCUGGACCCCUUCGGGGCCAAGCCCUUCCACCCUCCGGACCUGCCGUGGCACUCCCCGCACCAGGGCCUGAGCGCUGACCACAACCCGGUCCUGCCCGGGAGGCCCCGGCCGAAUUCACUGCACGGCUCCUUCCACGGGGCAGAGGCGUUGAAAAUGGAUGAUUUUGGUGCCGUGCCCUUCACAGAACUCGUGGUGCAGAGCAUCACCUCCCAUCAGCCCCAACAGCCCCAGCCCGUCGAAUUAGACCCCUUCGGUGCUGCUCCGUUUCCUUCUAAACAGUAGAGGACUUCUGACGGACUCGUGGUAUUAACUCCUGUUUCAAAGAAAAAAAAGUGUGAAUAGUUUUAUGAAUUUGAAAGAAGAUUUAUUUGUAUAGCUCUUUAUAUCAUUCAUUCUUACAGGUCAAUCAGAAUAGGCGAUUUUUAAAUAAACCAAAUAGAAAAAGGAAGUAUCUGCACAGGGUAAUGACUCCACGUCUCUUCCACGCAGGCACAAAGUAAGCGAAGGUGGCAGGUUCUAACCUGUGGUUUCAGCUACCCACCUGACGGCACAGAAGUCUAGGGAAGGCGUGUGGCCCCCGAAAAGGGGCCGGGAGCUGUGGCGUUAUUUUUAUAAGAGAAGGUCACUUUUGUGCACACGUCCCAGGCUCAUUCCAGAAUCUAGCAUUUAAAACUAAGGCUGCUUGUAUAUACACAAAUUGCAUUUGUGGAUUUAAAAAAAAAAAAAAAUCUCUUCUAAGCCACGUGGUUAAAAAAAAAUAUAUAUAUAUAUAUAUAUAUAUAUCAAUUUCUCAUAAAGAAUGAGAAAGUUAUUCGGAGAGUGCAGAGAUUUUUGUCCUUACACCUGUCUCUACAAAGAGGAGCCAGAAGUCACUUGACUGUUGUGCCUAAAACUGUUUUCAUUAAAAAAAAACAAGUGCCAUUAAUAUGGACUAUUGCAUAGAAGCCUAGAACAAAAACUAGAGAUAGCUAGCUGAUGGGUGGACAAGCAGAGAGAAAAAAGGAAUGAUACAGAGGAGGGGAAACAAUGCUCAGUAGUGUUCAGGAACACUUUAUGUUCUGAUUUUGAAUGGCUUCUAGCUCAGACCUUUUAUCAUGCCUCUAGUAAGACAGAUUGUUGGGAAAACUGGGAGUGAGGACAAAGGUCAUAGAGAAAUAUUCUAGGGAAAAAUAUGUAGCUAAACCCUGAGUUUCUGAGACGUUUACAAUGUAAAAUCAUGUUGCAUUUAAUAAUGUGCUUUAUUAAAUAACCACCUUCACCAACUAUUCCCCAAGUCGUCUGGUGAGCAGCAGUUUUGGAGUUAGGUCUGAAGGGUGGAGUAGUUUUAAUAAAGAGGACAGAAGAGCGAAUCCCACAAAGCCUUACGGGCAGGCCUUGCACAUCCUGCCGCAAGUACCUCUGCACUAUUACCCAAGAUCUGAGACUGGCUGUAAGGUGUCAAGGUGAUGAGGGGCUAGCAUCUCAACUCUGCUAGUUAGCUGAUAGUGUCUUUAGUGAAAAGAACCCAGCUACCAAAUUGCCUUUUGAUUUUUACAUCACAAAUCCUAAUCAGAAACUUGAGAUUUUAUAGAAAUUAAUAAGGUAGAAAUCAUUAAUGUGAAUACAGUCUGUUUCUCCUAUGUCUCCAUUUUAAGUUACAGUUAACUGUCCCUGCCUUGCAAGUGAACAUUUAGAAGUUUCUAGAACCAUUAAAGUUAUUUACAGAAAAGGGUAGAAACUCCUAUCAGCUGGCACUCUCCUUGAUUGCUGUAUUUUAAAUUAACGCUUUAAGCCCAAUUAAAAUCUAUUUCAUCAGUAAUCUUAUUAGAAUCUCAAUUAUAGUGCCCCAACUGGGAUGAGCUAUUUGCCUGUUUUCAUAGUUCUAAACUUGGAAAAAAACAAAAUAUCUGUAACUAAACGGUCUAUGUUUUCUUGCUUCUCUCUUUUGUUUUAAAUCAGAUACAGAUUUGUGGACAAACAGGGAAGCAAUAUGUGAAUGAUGUGUAGCAGAGACAGAUCAGUCAUGACAGUCAUUACUGUGUAAAUGUUAGAGCCCAGCCGCACCAGUUUUACUUGUCCUUGUGCCAAAGGCAAAUGUUAUGUUUGCACCUUUUUUUUUCUUUCUGAUUCUCAGGUUGAUUAAUACUGCUAAUGCAAAUGCUCAAGUAGAUGUUCUUUAAAACUUUACAAAGUAGAUUCAAGUAAUACUUUCUUUUAAAAGUGAAGAGUUGAUGAUUAUACAUAGUCAAUUCAUGAACUACAGUAGGUUUGUAUCAAACAAUCUGUUAAUGAAACUCCGUUGGUUGAUGUAUACACAAGAUGCUUCUUUGACUAUUUUAGUCCCUAUUAGCCUUUGUCUCUGCUAGACCUCAUGAGUUUCAUAAUUUAGAAGGGGUACAGAUGAAUUAGUGUGGUCCCCUUGGGAUGUAAAUAUGAAAUUCCUAGAGCCUGUCAGAUACCAAGCCUUUGCUUACACUUGUUUUCAAUACACCGAGUAACUUUAAAUGAUUUAGACGCUGACAGACACUCUGGCUUAUGACGCUGGGUACAUUCUAAGGAAACACUUCGACAUUGUGUUAAAAUACUGACAGUCAUGUGUUUGUUAUAUCACAAUGACUUUCCUCUUGAGAUUACAGCCGAGAGGAAACAUUUAGUACUUAUAGUGGACCCAAUGGGAUAGAAAUGGGGAGAUUCCUUUGUGUUCAAGUGGAGGAAUUUUCCCAAGGAGUAUAGGAUUAGGGUCGCUUUCCAUUUCCCAUCAUGUUUUCCCACUACUGUUAGACUGUAGGUCACUCUACACAGCUGAUGCCCUGCUAAUUCCCUUGUGAGAAUUAUGAGAAUAAAGCUCCCAAGAUGUGUUGAAAGAGCUUAAUGCAUAUUUGGCACACAGCGCUCGGUUUGGCUCUGUUAUGUGAUGGUCCAAUUCUUGUAUGAGGAAGGAAUGCUGAAAAGAAAUCAUGUCUAUUAAUCAGUUGUCGUCUGUGCUUCUCUAGCAAGUAAAGUCGUCACAACUCUAAACCUGUAAUACUUGAACAUCACAAAGGGAAGUGAAAUAUUACAAAGCUAGCGAAAGUCUGAGGCCAAAGUUAUUUCUGUCCUAACAGCUUUAAUCAUGCUUCUUGGUUUUGAAUUAUCUUUUAAAAAGCGGACCAUUUGCUUAAUUAUUUUAAUGUUACCACUUCAGCAAAAUGUUAAGUGUUGAAAAGACCAGCUUCUAUGGCACUGAGGAAUGUAAGACAUUCUGCUAGGACACAAAAGUUGCUUGGUAUAUAUGUUUUAGGUGGAGGAGGAAAGGUGGUGGGCUGGGUGAAACUGACUAGAAUAUUCAGAAGUAUCCAUCAGGAAAGUGUGAUUCUUCCACUGAUGUGACCUCCGCCGUGUAUGUGUGUGUGUGUAUGUGCUUCUUCCACUGAUGUGACCUCCACCCCGCGUGUGUAUAUGUCUGUGUGUGUGCGUGCGUGCGUGCAUGCUCGGGCCUAGUUAUGCCAUUAUUUGGAAUUGUAGACAGAAGCAGCUUUGGACCCUCCCCUGUUUAUCGUGUGACAGGGACCCUAAGCUGGUGUCCCCUCCUCUACUCUGGGGUUCAACAGGCAGAGCCCUUUCCUCCUCUCUGCUUGGCUUAUUUUAGGUUGUGGUACUUCAUAUCAGCAUUGCGAGAAGGUACACGUGUAUUCGUAUCACUGGUUCUGAGGAGUUUGGGUACAUUUGUUUUAAUAUAUGUAGACUGUGCAGUAAACUUUUUUUUUUUUUUAAGCAAAAUUACUUAUCAUUUUAGGUCCAAUGUUGAGCUGACAGAUCUACUGUGAGAAUGAGCUGACAGAUCUACUGUGAGAAUAACAUAAUGAUAGUUUAUAUGAAAACUUUUAUACACAGUGGGGUUUAUACAUUAGGGUAAAUAGAUAAACCCACACUUGCAUGCACAUGUCACAUCUCUCUAGUGUGGAGUUAAUGUGAAUUUUUACAUUUUGAAUAAAAUUGCAACCACAAUCAUUGCUAAAAGAACAUUCACUCCUAGUGAGGGUUUACAAAAGCCACUAAAAAGAAUAAGGUAGACAGAUGAAAAUGCAAAGGGCCACCAUUUGGGGUUAUUUUUAUUUAAAAAUUUAUUGUGCUACUUUUGAAAGAGAAUUGUUUUUAUGACUGCUCUUUUUGUGAUUGAAAGUCAUCUAAUAGUAAGCAGUAUAGUAAUAAUAAUAGGCUACUUUUUAAUUGCUGGCAAACAGCUUUAAGUGCACUUUCUUUGAUUACACUUCCAUUUUUUGUUAAACUUGAAUUUUCUGAAGCCUUUUAUGUACCACUAAGCAAAUAACUUUAACUUUUAAUAAACCUGAUUUUCAUCUUUAUUAUAUUUCUAAUUGUUAAGACCAUACUUUCUAAAGUUAACUUCAAUCCUCAGAUACAGCUGGGAAACUGUCAUGAAAUAGAAUCAGUUGCUUUUUUUUUUCUCCUUCCUAUAUCUAAUUAAGCACUAACUGAUUUUAGUACUAUAUUGCCUUUACAUUGCUUAUUCUUAUUGACUGAAUCCUAUCCCUCAUUCACUUUGUUUUGUUUGAAAUUUAAAGUUAUUUUCUUACUGUAUUUAUCAUACCUGUUUUAAUAAUCUUUCUUUAAAUGCAAUAAAUCCCAAAUGGAUUGCAUAUUCUUUAUAAUCAG